AUGGCGAACAUGCCGGUGUCAAUUUCCCGUGGUCUUGCAAUGCAUGUAGAUCAUGUAGCUGCAAACGUUUGGGCAACUGAGCAUUUUGCCGAAGUAUGUGGAGAAACUGUUACUCGUGCGCGUGUGCAGCCCCAGAACCUCUGGCAGACGUGCUGCGACCCCUCACGCUACGAUGGCUUUGGCAGCGUGAGCUGCUUCACUUCGCGCGGCUUGCAGGGCUGGGAAGCUCGGCGCUGCUGUAGCCUGCUGGAGCCAGGAAAUUUCACCGCCGAGUUGUGGAGAAGUUUACUUCGCAGACGCCGUGGCACCCGCAUGCCAUCCACAGCGCCAAACGCUUCGAGCUUUAUACUGGUGGCAUACCACAAAUCUGGUGCAACCCUUUCAAUGGCUUUGCUGACUCGUCCCCGGAUGAGGCGGCUUUUGCUUGGCAGCAGCAGCGUCAGCAUUUCGUGGGCGAGAAGUCUUUGGACGGCGACUAGUCCAUCAUUCCAACGUGGUGUCUUUUUGCAGGAGGGCCCACGGCGAAUGAUGUCCUACUGGAUAGCCCCUUCGCAGAUGGCGCAUCCUGAAAUCCUGAAUGACUAUCUAAUACCUGGCGAUGCAAGAGUGGUGCACAUGGUGCGAAAGCCUAGCGAGCUCAUUGUGACCCUCGGUCUGCAGCUAGUUCACGCCCGGGCCUGUAGUCGUCUCAAGAACACGGUGCCAUGGAAUGCUUAA
Messenger RNA from Cladocopium goreaui, 717 nucleotides. NCBI's taxonomy places the organism in Eukaryota, Dinophyceae, Suessiales, Symbiodiniaceae. The record is from the annotation of a GenBank genome assembly.